Messenger RNA from Pundamilia nyererei, 3107 nucleotides. RefSeq names its product WT1 transcription factor b (gene wt1b). Gene Ontology annotation, biological process: regulation of transcription by RNA polymerase II. Gene Ontology annotation, cellular component: nucleus; PcG protein complex; chromatin. The transcript is spliced from 9 exons. Gene Ontology annotation, molecular function: DNA-binding transcription factor activity, RNA polymerase II-specific; RNA polymerase II cis-regulatory region sequence-specific DNA binding. The record is from RefSeq and is a predicted model, not a curated record. Lineage: Eukaryota; Metazoa; Chordata; Actinopteri; Cichliformes; Cichlidae. The coding region runs from base 392 to 1672 and encodes 426 amino acids.
UAUUCAGUAUUUGAGCCUUCAAGAGAAUAAGGAAAGCCAGACAUUAUAGAGACAGAGGGACAAGGAACUGUUUAUCUCACAGGCUCCCACUUCAAAUCCACGGCAGGUACCCAGGGAGCCUGAAAUUUGGCAUCCAGAUUUUGUUCAACAGUCAGUUAUUUUCAUUAUUCACUUUCUCACAAAAGAUUGGAAACAUGGCUCCUCUAGCGCAUUGUGACCACUGAUGUCUGUUUCUGCAGAAGUAUUUCCUCCAUGCUUCUUGUUUCUUCAGAUAUUGUUUUUGUUAUGCGCUUAAGAGUUCAUUAAUGUUACUGUGAUUUCUUAGUUGUACCUUCUUUUGGAAUACGAUCACUACUUUUUUGGACUGGAUUUUCUUGAACCUCCUUCGCUAAUGUUGACCGAACCGUGUGGAACCAUGUCACUGGGCUCAGAUGUUCGCGAUCUGACCCUAUUACAACCUGCGCCUCCUGUGCCAUCCUUACCAGGAGCUGGUGGCGGCUGUGGGAUGUCUGUUGGCGGGGGCCCGUGGACCCAGAUGCUGGACCUCCACCCUGGCUCUCCAUACAGCUCCCUGCCCUCCCACCAUUCCCUCAUCAAGCAGGAGCCUGGCUGGGGCACCGCUGAUCCGAUAGAGGACCCUCACUGUGGACUUGGGGCCUUCACAGUGCAUUUCACUGGCCAAUUUACAGGCUCGGGCCCCUGUCGGACCGGGGCCUUUGGAGAACCACCUUCAAACCAGCCAAGAAUGUUUCCCAAUGGAACCUACCUGCCCAGCUGUGUGGACAGCCCUCCUACACCUAGGAAUCAGGGUUACGGAGCAGUCGGUUUAGACAGCAAUCCCAGUUACGGUCACACGCCGUCUCACCACACUCCUCAGCUCUCCAGCCUGUCAUUCAAACACGAGGAGACACUGUCACCGCCAAACAGCAUAGUUGACCAGCAAUUUCCAGCGCCUAAUCCUAUGUUCAGCUGCCAUAAUCCUUCAGACUCUUGUCCGAGCAGCCAAGCGCUGCUGCUGCGAAAUUACAACAGUGAUAACCUGUACCAAAUGGCAUCUCAGCUGGAGUGUGUAACAUGGAACCAAAUGAACUCCUUGGCAUCAUCUAUGAAGAGCGGCCAUCCAACCAGCUAUGACAGUGACCCCAUAGCCCCACCUCCACCCAUGCUUGUCAGCACCCAGUACCACAUACACACCCACGGUGUCUUCAGAGGACUUCAGGAUGUCAGACGGGUAUCUGGUAUCACUUCCCCUGCUGCGAAGACUUCAGAGGCCAGUGAGAAGAGACCGUUUGUGUGCGCUUAUCCCGGCUGCAGCAAGAGAUACUUCAAACUGUCCCAUCUGCAGAUGCAUGGCCGCAAACACACAGGAGAGAAACCAUACCAGUGUGAUUUCACAGACUGUGGACGCAGAUUUUCUCGCUCGGACCAGUUAAAGAGACACCAGCGCAGACACACAGGAGUGAAGCCCUUUCAGUGUGAGACGUGUCAGAGAAAGUUUUCACGGUCAGAUCAUCUUAAGACACACACUCGGACUCAUACAGGUAAAACAAGUGAGAAGCCCUUUACAUGCCGCUGGUCCAACUGUCAGAAGAAGUUUGCCCGCUCUGACGAGCUGGUGCGCCACCACAGCAUGCACCAGAGGAACCUGACCAAGCUGCAGCCUGCCAUCUGAGCAGCAAGAGGAGGAGGAGGACAAAGAGGAAUGUGACAGUAUGUUGUGCCAGCUAGUAGAAAAAGAUGCCUGGAUCCUGGUCAGCGGUUAUGGUGCUUUGCCAGACUUACCGAAGUGGCGAGCGCAGCUGACGCCUGCGUCAACGUCAAGACUCACAGAUGAUCCCCAAGGUCGUCAAGAUGCACUUCAACCACUACUAGCAAUAAAAGUGCCAUUUUGAGAGGGUAUAAUGCCACAGUAAUGCUGAGCCAAGAUUUUUGUUUUUAACUUCAUGAGAUGAGGAAAAUGUUGACAUACUAUUUUGAAUAUUUUGCGACACAUGCACUGGCUUCUUCUUUUGUUUUUAAAAUGGUCUCACCUCUUCAAUAUGUUGGACAUUGUAAACUGGAUUUAGAGCAAUAAGAACAACUCCUCAGUGUUUGUCUGUUAAGUUGAACACAGAGAAUCUUCGGUUGUGGGAAUGUCGACAUCUUUAUCUUCCUAAAGUGUACAUUAGACUGCCCAGAUUGCUUUGUAUAUACUUCAUGUGGUGCAUUUGCUCACAAUAUAUGGUGCCUUUUAUAUUCUUGUGCAUUUAUAAAAUCUUGAGUCACAUCAGUGCACGCUUGUGUUGGCGAGAGACAAAGGAGGUGUGGGUGUUGUCAGGUUAAGAGGCCACCUAUGAGACGAGGUGGGGGUGUGAGGUGGGUGACAGACAGUAAAACAGCACCCCUCUGUGACUCUGACAGGUUGCAGAUCUCACCCUCCUAAAUCUCAAGCACACAUCUUCAUAAAUAGGAACAUCUGGAGCCCAAUAAAUCUCAUUAGAAAAGACACAUACCUCAGUGUCAGCAGGCUGCUCUCCACUGACUGCCCCCUUAUACGCAGGCUGGGCCCCAAAAUGCACACAUGCACAUGCUUGAGUUCUUGCUGUACAUAAUAGCCUGCAGUUUAGAACAACACUUUACACCUUUUAUCCACAUGAUGGCAGUGUCAUCCUUUCUCGUCUUGCAAAUGGAACUUGUACUCAGAGUUCUCGACUGUGACUGAAUUCAUAUACUGUUUAUAUUUUACCACCUCAGCCUGAAGAUGUCCAAUUUAUUCUUGCAUGUUGAGUAUCAGUACAGACUAUAUUUCGGUCCGUGAAAUAUACAUGGUUUCAAUAGAAUGUGUGUUUUUCAGCUUAUCUGCAAAUCUAGAGGAAAGGCGAUGGGAUGAUUCAGCUUCAGAGGGUGUGUUAAUAAAAUAUGACUCAGUGUGGGCAGAAAGUGUUGUUGCAUGGCUCAUAGUAUGUUUUAACUGUUAUCAGUGUGCUCGCAUAUGGAAAGCACAGUGUACGUUUAAAGAAGACAUUUAUCCAACAGAAGCCCAAACAGGGCACAGUGUGUACCUGCUCUUUUCACGGCAGCCCUUUUACACUUGACGAAUUAACAAAGAUUAAAAUGCCUUUCUCCUA